AUGUUCGGUCGCACGGAAACGAACAAGGACAGCUUCCUUGUCCAAACAAAAGCGGCGCGGGAAGAACGAGCCAACGAACGUGCCCAGGAAGAACGGCGAGAUCGUUCGAUACUGCUGCUUCAGCGUAAUAUCCGCGGAUGGUUGGCGAGAACGAAAUUUCGUCAGUUGAUACUCGACGAAUUCGAUGAAUUGUUGCCUCCGGUCACGAAUGUCGGAAAGCCGAUCGAACUCAAGCCCAGCCUGGCGGUUUACUGCGCCGCCACGCACUUUCUGCUGCAGUGGAAGGCCGAGACGAGUGCACCGGAAUCAGCACCGCAUCGGGAACGACUCGAGCGUCUUUGUCGGUACCUGGUAGCGAGUCUCGAGUCAGAUUCUCCCAAAACGAGCUAUAUCGGGGUGGCGUUCAAUAAGGACCUAAGCCUGGCGUGGAUACGACACAUUAAGAAGCUGCUCUACCGGUGCUGCACUGCGAUCGAGCUGCUCAAACCGGAGGUACACAGUGACAGCAUAUCAUUGGCCUUAUACCUGCACACGCUGGUAGCCUUCACGUCGAUAAAUAGCUGGGCGUUGGUACGCAACAAGUCCUUGGUCGGGCUGAAGGCCGGCAUGACGCAGCUAUGCGCAAAUGUGAUGGGUGACCUGGUGCAGAAGGGCUUUUAUCUAACGCUGCGAAACGUGCUCGUUAAAGGCACCUGUCGUCCGGUGGUGAACCUGAAGCCCAUCUCACUGACCGCCCUGGUGACGCUUGCCCUACGGCCACUGAUAUCCGCUGGGUACAGUGAAAAUCUGUUGAGCCAGUUUCUCGUACAAAUUCUCUCCGUACCGGGGAUGAUCAUGCAGCUGGAACAGUACACCCCGGAAUGCCUCGUAACCAUCCAGUCACACGGUACGCUGGAGAAAACGCUCGAUCUACUGAGUGGGGAACAAUCUACGAAGUUUGUUGUGGCCAGCUUGCAGAACAGCAAUUUGCUCGCGUUGCUGGCCAAUAUCGUGCACCUGUAUUAUCUGGAGCCGCCUGAGAACGCAGCCAAGCUUUCCUAUCCCGCGUUCACGUUCGUCGUGACCCAGCUGCUAACUGGUAUCCUGAACAGCCUUAGCCAAGCCGGUGGUGCCUUCACGCAGUGGCACGAGCUGCUGGGAUGGUUCUCUCCCGGCAAAGACCGGCUGCAGCACGAAAAUUUACCCUUGAUCAAGAAGCAAAUCCAUCUGCUGUGGAACCAUCGGAUCGUGAAGCUGCUGCUCGGGGACAAUCUGAAGGAGCUGGCGGUCGGAUACGAGACGAUCGAUUACCCCAUCCCGAGUGGAAACAGUACGGGAAAUUUGCUGAAACGCGCUCUUACAUUCGAGCGAAGCUCGAUCAAGGGUCAACCUAACAAGGCGGGUAAAACGUACCGCAAGCUUGGUUCGGCUGAAGUAUCGCGCGUUGCGUUGACCUGCUCGAUGUACCACGCGGCGUUGAAUGCACUCUCGCAGCUUCGACUGGACAUUCUUUCCGGACUCUGCUAUAACGAUACGGUUCUGCACGACCUUUGGCUUCUUCUGGGGUCGAUAGGACCGAACUGCGGCCUGAAGGGAUUCAUUGAGCUUCUGCAAGUCAGUCAAACGAACUAUGCGCCUCCGCUGCUGCUUCUCUCAUUGUUCUGUGAUUGCAUGACCCAUUACGUAACCAUCUUGGAUGAUUUGGAAAUGUACGAGCAGCAAACGCCCUUCACGCUGAAUGACUACAUCGUGUUGUCGCAUUUCCUCAACACAUUUCUCUAUCGCACGAUCCAGGAUCAGAUAUUGGAUGCCAAGACGGCCACAAGCGCGCCUCUGUUCGUAUCCAUACACACGCUGCUGCUAUGUCUGUACCGACGCGACUGUCGGCGCCAGUUUGCUUUGCCAAACCACUGGCUUAUCCGAGAUAUUCGUCCCUCGCACUUUUUGGCCGAUCUGGAGAAGGGCAAGAAACACACGCAGAUCCUUCUGCAGAAGAUGCCGCACGUCAUCCCGCACGAGGAUCGCGUACAGUUGUUUCGGAAGUUCGUGCAAAACGAGAAAGCGGUUCUUGGGCUGACGGAAUCCGCCUGUGCUUCUCCCAGUUCCGCCUUGGUUACGGUACACCGGGAUCGUAUCGUGGAAGACGGCUACCGGCAGCUGGCCGCGUUGCCACCGCACGGGCUUAAAGGCGUCAUUCGGGUGCGAUUCAUCAAUCAGCAGGGUUUGGACGAGGCUGGUAUCGAUCAGGAUGGUGUGUUUAAAGAGUUCCUCGAGGAAACAAUCAAGCGUGUAUUCGAUCCGUCGCUAAAUCUCUUCAAGACGACAACCGAACAACGGCUGUAUCCUUCGCCGACUUCACACAUGCAAGAGAACCAUUUGGCGUUGUUCGAGUUCGUUGGACGGAUGCUGGGGAAGGCGGUUUACGAGGGCAUCGUAGUGGACGUGCCGUUUGCUUCGUUCUUUCUCUCGCAGGUACUGGGGCAAACGCAGCAAGCAUUGUACAGCUGCAUGGAUGAGUUGCCGUCGCUCGACAAGGAGCUUUAUCGUAGCCUUACGUUCAUCAAGCACUAUCAGGGCGAUGUGGCCGAUUUGGACCUUACGUUCAGCGUGGACGAGGAUGUGAUGGGAAAGAUCGUUACCCACGAGCUGCAUCCGGGUGGCAAGGCACGAGCCGUUAACAACGAUAAUAAGAUUAAUUACAUCCACUACAUGGCGUACUUUCGCAUGCAUACGCAAAUACGCGAUCAAACGGCCGCGUUCAUACGAGGGUUCCGCAGCAUCGUUAACCCAGAUUGGUUAGCAUUAUUCUCCACACCGGAGUUACAAAGACUCAUAUCGGGAGACACGUCGCCACUGGAUUUGAAGGACCUGCGAAAGCAUACCCAGUAUUACGGUGGCUUUCACGACGGCCAUCGGGUCGUUUCAUGGUUAUGGGAUAUUCUUGCCAAAGACUUCACCGAGGAGGAGAAGAAACUGUUCUUGAAAUUCGUCACAAGCUGCUCGAAACCACCACUGCUUGGAUUUGCCCAUCUAGAGCCGCCGUUUUCCAUCCGUUGCGUGGAGGUAGGCGAUGACGAGGACAUCGGCGAUACGGUAGGAUCGGUCAUACGCGGAUUUUUCACCAUCCGUAAGAAGGAUCCGCUCAACCGUCUGCCCACCUCGUCCACGUGUUUCAAUCUGCUGAAGCUGCCUAACUACCAGAAGAAAAGCAUGCUACGGGACAAGCUUCGCUACGCGAUCUCUAGCAACACCGGCUUUGAGCUAUCAUAAGGCAGUGCACGGUGGAUGAUCGUUCCAGCUGUGGGUGAAGCCACUUCUUCCUUUCUUCCCCCGAGGGGCCAUAGGUAUGUAGCACACAAGAGCAUCUUAUGAAUUGGAUGAAUGGGUAUGAAAUUCAUUAAACUGUGAUAGUAAGCAUAAGAUGUUCAUUUGGGCGCGGCGAUAAAAAAAAUGCAUUGCAAAAGUGAAAGCGAGGGAACUUUUGAUGAAAUUAUCAUUUUGUGGUGUCAAUCGUAUAUUUCUGAAUACGAUUAUCUCUGCCCUUAGAAUAUCUUAUCUGUGUCUGGUAUUAAGAUAACAGGUUGCCCGAAAGAUCGGUAUGUAGAGGCAACAAAAAAAGAACAAUAGUUGAACCCAGUGUUUUCGAUGUAUUCAAAUUUAAUCCGUUGGUGUGUAAUAAUAGUAGUAUAUUUUAUUGGUUUAGUGAAAGUAUGGCAAGCCAGGGAGUGUAGAAGCUGGUCUUGUUCGUGGCUUGAUGCAAUCGGAGGUAAACUAUACACGUAUCAGGAAUCGGAAAAAAACAAAUCACACGUCAUGGAAUGGGUCUGAUGCGUGAUUAGUUUAUUUUUUUUUGAAACAUUGUAGCGUUGCUGUAGGUGUGUAAAACCAUGAUAAUCUAAUAUUUAUACUAUUGUAAUCAGAAGAGGGAAUAUUUUUUGAAAAUGUCUAAAACGGAUUCACCGCUACGAGAGAUAACUUAUUAUGCAAGCAAAGAUGUAGUUUGUUGCAAACGGCCGUACUAAAACAUAUUAUCUAUUAUCAUGUAAAAUGUUCCCAACGGAAGAUCGCACAUCCAACGACUGCAUAAGAAUUGUUUCAGUGUCGGAAAACUUUAUUAGCAGGCUGCAUAAUUGCAGACAGUCCGGAUCAGAUCAAUCAACUUAAUUAUACCAUACAUUUUGUUCAUGGAAACAUGCUUAGUCAGGAAUAUAAAAAUUUAUGACCAAAAUUGAGUGUAGCAUAUUAUAAAAAUCAGUUGUUUUUCCUAUAACACAAGCCAUCAUUAAUUUUGUUAUAAGAGCCAAAAACUCAAAAUUAUAAUCAAAUAUUUUUCGUAUAUUGGAUAACGAACUUCUUCUUCGAAACCAACAAACAGGAAAUGUCAUUUCUUUGCUUGGAAAUGUCAAAUUAUGACAGACUAUAGUGCACUAAAGAAUAUUUUCAAACAAACGACGGACAUAAUGAUUUUUCUCUAAAUAAUUUCCGCUUAUUCGUUUAUGACUCUGUAAAAAACUAUACAUAAUAAUAUAUUGAAAGAAAAUAUCACAGCUACGUUUUUAUCAUUGCCUUUUGUGAUAUGGAAAGCAGAUGUAUU
Molecule: messenger RNA, 4573 nt
Organism: Anopheles nili
Lineage: Eukaryota; Metazoa; Arthropoda; Insecta; Diptera; Culicidae
Product: ubiquitin-protein ligase E3B
Exons: 7
Coding region: 1-3249 (1082 amino acids)
Biological process (GO): protein polyubiquitination; ubiquitin-dependent protein catabolic process
Molecular function (GO): protein binding; ubiquitin protein ligase activity
Source: RefSeq, a predicted model, not a curated record